AUGGGUAAUUCAUUUUCGGCUUUUGGUUUUAAUCAACCGUUUCUGAUCGCUUUAUCUGCAAUUAUAAUAAUGCUGUUGAUGACAGCUGUACUUGUUGGAAGCGAUGAACCACAAAAAUCCAACGACACUCACCGACGUGAUGACACGAAUGCUACCUUUCAAGAUGUGACAUGA
Molecule: messenger RNA, 174 nt
Organism: Loa loa (African eye worm)
Lineage: Eukaryota; Metazoa; Nematoda; Chromadorea; Rhabditida; Onchocercidae
Exons: 3
Coding region: 1-174 (57 amino acids)
Source: RefSeq, a predicted model, not a curated record